UGUUAUCGCGUGUGUAAGAAUUUCAUUUUCAGUGAUAACUCGAAGAUCAAACGGGUUUUGAAAGUCAUUUUUAAAACAUCUCAUCUUAAAUAAUACUCACGAUGUUGUUCGACGAAAUUGGAGAGGUUUUCGAGAUGUUUCGGAAUGCAUUUCCAUUAUCAUUUUUAUUUUUUGUUCCAAUUUUUAUCGCCCUUUCGCCUGUUGGGGCUGCAAAUGAAUUCUCCGUUUACAAAAUGCAGAGAUACGAUUUACAGGGAACUUCGUAUGGAGCUAAGAAUUUUUUGAUAAAUAUGGAAGCUAGACCUGUAGGAUCAACGUCAGUAACAAGAAAGUGUAUAGUAGCGAGGUUAGAAGAAGUGACGUUGUCAGCGUAUCGAGACUGGGCGAGUCAAAAUGCUGGUGGAUUGGUUAUCCUAAUACCAGAAAAUAUCCAACAGCUGUCUCCAGAACAAAAAAAGCAUUUAAGAAGUUUGGAAGAAGAUCUGUUGGUGGAAGAUAAUGGGAUACCGGUUUAUUUUGCUCCGGAGACGUCCGAACUAACAGUUAUUUAUGACAGUAUUCAAAAUGGUGCUUCGGGGGAUCAGGCAGCUACAGCUUGGCAAGCUUUCCUUGGUGCAGCUACAGCAAAUGGGUUUCAGAUGGUUAUGAGUGGGGCCACAGAGAAACCCCUACCUGAUUUCCCUAUAGCUAGUAUACAGGGUAGAUUAUCAGGAAGUGGUAUAGAAGAACAAUUACCAAGUAUUAUUCUUGUCGCUCAUUAUGAUUCUUUUGGAGUGGCGCCGGGUUUAGCUAAAGGAGCUGAUUCUAAUGGAAGUGGGGUCGUUGUUUUAUUAGAACUUGCCAGGUUAUUUUCCAAACUCUUCACCAAUUCCAGAACUCAUGCAAAAUAUAAUAUCGUGUUUUUAUUAUCUGGUGGUGGGAAGUUUAAUUAUCAAGGUACCAAGAGAUGGAUUGAAGAUAAUCUAGAAUCAGAUACGAAUGUAUUGACUGAUGCAGCAUAUGUUUUAUGUCUGGACAUGCUCGGAGCUGAUAACUCUCUACAUCUUCAUGUAUCGAAACCACCAAAAGACGGCAGUGCUGGAGCAGAAUUCUUACAAAAUCUAGAGGAAAUCACAAAAUCAAGUUUCCCUGAAGUCAAGUUUGAUAUGGUUCACAAGAAGAUUAAUUUAGCUGAUGAAAUGUUGGCGUGGGAACACGAACGUUUUAGUAUUAAACGUCUUCAAGCUUUUACUUUAUCACAUCUUGACUCUCAUAAAUACCCGUCCAGAACAUCCAUUCUUGAUACAAGAGAUCAAGUUGAUGUGAAGGUAUUGAGUAGAAAUGUACAGAUUAUAGCCGAGGCUAUUGCUACACAUAUUUAUAAUUUAACUAGUCCGAGUGUAACACAACUUUUCGCUGAUGCUCUCAGUCCACAGGAGAGUAUUGAAUCUGCCUGGUUAGAUUAUUUAACGAAUGAUGCGAGAUCAGCUCAGUUAAUCAACACAGAUAGUAGUCUAAUUAAUACAUUACAAGAUACCAUGUCCAGAUAUCUUAAAGAUGUUAAAAUCACAACACAUAAAGCUGAUAAACGAGAUCCUGAAUUUUUGUUUUAUAGUGGAUCUAAGUACACAUUAAAUGCCUACAACGUAAAGCCGGCAGUAUUUGAUCUAUUUUUAGCAGCAGGUAUCGGAGCUUAUCUCGUAUUGGUGUGGAUGGUAUCACAGAAUUUCCACCUGCUACACUCCACAUUGAAGAAAUUCGUCCAACAGCCACAGAAAACGAAAUCUCAGUAAAACUAGAAAUCCGCAAUUUCCAUAUUGGACAGUAUGUUAAUUUAUGCUUGUAAAAACAAUUCUUAAUUAAUGUGUGUUUGUAACAAAUUACAAUAAUGUGUGUAACCAAUUACAAUAAUGUGUGUAACCAAUUACAAUAAUGUGUGUAACCAAUUACAAUAACUUUUUUUUAUAACAAAUUACAAUAAUGUUAUAACCAAUUACAAUAAUGAUACUGUAACAAAUUACAAUAAUUUUAUUGUAAUAAAUUACAAUAAUGUUAUUGUAAUAGAUUACAAUAAUGUUAAUGUAACAAAUUAUAAUGUUUUUGUUACCAAUAACAAUACUAUUGUAACCAAUUACAAUAAUGCAAUCUGUUUCUGUGUUUGUGUGCAUGAAUGCAACCAAUCCAUUUUGAAAACUUGUUGAUGAAUAUUUUUUGAGAAAUUGUCCAUCUCUAUAAUCAGGUUCUAAUUAUAUAUAUACAAGCAGUUCCAAAUGUGUUAAAAAUUAAUCCUCAGUGUAUCUAUAAUGGGAUUUCAUUGGCUGAAAGUUCAAAUACUAACCCUGAUUUUAACUCCCAACCAAUGGAAAUGCAGGAUUCUUAAACUAGCAUAGUUCAAGUUACAGUGAACAAGGUCCCUGAUGUAUAAUUUGUAUGUUGAAAGGGUUUUUUUUUUAUCUGUGGUAGCAUAUCAUAUAAUUAAUGUGAGGUGUUUGAUCAAUCUCGAUCCCUGUUAUCUCUGAUAAAACUCGCUGGCCAUUUUGAAAGUCACAAAAAUCCAAGAUGGCGGCAAGGUGGCUCAAAUUCGCAUUUCUUCAGAAUUUUCACAUAUCUAGCCGAAUCACUCACAUUUUUGGACUAAAAAUAGUUCCAGUUACAUCAUUAAAUCAACUGUUUUCGAAUGAACUUUCAAUGUGAAGGUGUGAAAAAUUUUCUAAGAAUCAUUAAUAUGUAACUCAUGCAACGAACCGAUACCUAAUUGUCGAGAAAUCGGCAGCAUUUCAUUCUUAACAAAUCCUGCCAAUCAGUAGCCACAGAGGGGCGGAGCUUAGGAAAUGAUUUCAUGCUGAUUAAUGGCCGGCGAGUUUUACCAGACAUAAACAAAGGAUAAAUUUUAUCUCUGGGAUAAAUACAAUCUGAUUCAAAUACAGAUCUAUAUUUCGUUUCAUUUUUUAUACUUUCGAUGGCCUACACUACAUGAAGAUCUGACCGGUUGUAGCGAUAGGUCGUGUCAGAGGUCAUACUAGCGGCUUUUGACCCUAUGACGUCAGACAUUUGAUUAACUAAUCAACAUUGAUGUUACUAGUGGAUUACCCACAGUUCCGUGCAAAACAUGCCUAAAACUCGCCGUAACAGACCGUUUCAUUGGCUAAUAGCUCACAAUGAUAACAAUGAUAACAAAUCUUCCAGAUCCUAGUGUAGUAAAGACAAGUAAAACGAAAUUUUGAACUAUAAAAAAUGAAACGAAAUAGGAUCUGUGUUUUUAUCACAUUGGUGUUAAUGAUAAUCAAAAGUAAAUUAUGAAGUCUCUGUUUGUAUAUUUUCGUAUAAUUUCAAAUUACCCGCAGCUUAAAAUAGAUGGUAUCUAUAAACAGUCCUACCUUGUUAAAGAAUAAUCCUAUUAAUCCUAUAAGUCACUAUUGCCAGUUGAGAAAUUGGCAAAAAUAUCAUUUUCAUCUUCAAAUUUAAACGUUUGACGUUUGGGAGAGUGUGUGUAUCAGUUAUAUAAAUUUAUGUGAGAGAAAAAAAUGCCAAAGUUCUGAUUUUCUGGUCCUUUUGCUAUAUUUAAGGCUUUUUUUUAGGUUCAGUGGGUUACAAAGGUUUGGUGAUGGCACACUGUAUGGCAGUCGGAGCAGAACAGUGGGACAUUACAUCCCAUUUCAUUUCAAAUAAAAAGGCCACAUUGGGUGCCUCCUGUCCGAAAUAUUUCAAUUUCAAUUUUGAUUGGAUGUCUAAGUUGAAAUGAAUGUCCGGUGCCCCAUCUGCGCCCCCCCCCCUUCCCUGCAAGCCACUGCCCCUCUUGUGUAUGUUAAAUUCCUUUUAUAUAUUUUUUGUAGGUAAAAUCAAGGCGCUUUACACAGCCUUAUAUAGCACCAUUUUCUCUGGGGACUGAAUAAUACCACUUAUGCAAUAUCGUAUUUAAAAAUAGAAUUUAAUUUUCUUUUUUAUGUUUAUACCUAAUUAUUCAGGAGCUAUUUUUAAGUGUAAAUUAUUACAACUUUAUCAAUCAUGCUAAAAUUCAUUCCAUUUUCAUUUGUAUGAAUUGAUCAAAUUUGAAACAUAAAAUUGAAAAAAAAAAUUGAAAAAAAAUAAUUGUAUAUUAUAAAUGUUUUAAUUAAUAUUACCCAGACGAUAAUUGUGAAAUUAUAGAUAAAAUAAA
Molecule: messenger RNA, 4135 nt
Organism: Patella vulgata (common limpet)
Lineage: Eukaryota; Metazoa; Mollusca; Gastropoda; Patellidae
Product: BOS complex subunit ncln
Exons: 14
Coding region: 102-1772 (556 amino acids)
Biological process (GO): regulation of signal transduction
Cellular component (GO): endoplasmic reticulum membrane
Source: RefSeq, a predicted model, not a curated record